Messenger RNA from Panicum virgatum (switchgrass), 912 nucleotides. RefSeq lists its product as uncharacterized. The coding region runs from base 93 to 548 and encodes 151 amino acids. The transcript has 3 exons. NCBI's taxonomy places the organism in Eukaryota, Viridiplantae, Streptophyta, Magnoliopsida, Poales, Poaceae. The record is from RefSeq and is a predicted model, not a curated record.
UCUCAGGAGCGCAACAAGAAGGGGGCAGCUCGGGGAGGCCCUCCGCUCCGCUGCGACGGCGAGGCCGAGAAAACUUUCCUCUUGCAGAGAGCAUGGGGGUCUCCGCUGGGCUCCGGCAGCCGCCCGUCCCCGCGGCGGCGGCGGCGGCUCUCCGAGGCCGUCGAUCCGUGCGGCCGCCGCCGCGCGCGGCAUCCCCUUCGACGCGGUCCGUGUCCCGCGCGGUUAAGGUUAGAGCAAGUGCAAUCAAUGGCCUGCAAAGAAGUAAGAGUAACCUCGAAUCCUUAUUUUGCUAUGACAAAUCUGUUCCGGAGGAGGAUAUUGGUAAACCUACUGGUUUAAAUGUGGAAAAGAAGAACGUUGGGGACAAUCCUCCCUGCACAAGCUGUGAAGCUAAAGGUGCCGUGCUGUGUGCAACCUGUGCUGGUUCAGGCUUGUAUGUUGACUCGAUACUGGAGAGCCAAGGAAUCAUCGUAAAAGUCAGAUGUCUAGGUUGCGGAGGAACUGGAAACAUUAUGUGCUCAAAAUGCGGAGGCCGCGGCCACACAUGAACUCCACUAGCAUCCUUGCCAAGUGACAAUGUGACAUACGUUGGGAUUUGUGUUUGUGGUGACAAAAUAGAGUCUUCCCAUACGACUCCAAAGCUGCUCAGAAUGUGUGCUACAUUUACAUGAUUCAGUGCUGAGGGUAGCUGCUUUUUAUAUGGAGGCAUGCCUCCGAAGCUGCUGGACCAAUCCUCUUUUUUUUUUUCAUGUUUGAAAUUUCGUUAUGAUGGUGUAUCGUAAGGGUGUAAUGGAUUACAGUGCUGUUAAAUUACUCAAACGAACUGCAUCGAUGGGAAUUUUUGCCGGAUCAGGUGGGCUAAGGCAGAGUUCCAAUGAAUACAAGGGGAUGUAACCGGAUUUGUCUGCAAAA